Messenger RNA from Pipistrellus kuhlii (Kuhl's pipistrelle), 1547 nucleotides. RefSeq names its product coiled-coil domain containing 182 (gene CCDC182). NCBI's taxonomy places the organism in Eukaryota, Metazoa, Chordata, Mammalia, Chiroptera, Vespertilionidae. The transcript has a single exon. The record is from RefSeq and is a predicted model, not a curated record. Bases 770 to 1231 code for a protein of 153 amino acids.
GGAGACCAUCCCGCUUGCCACCCUCGCACCCUGGUCCCGGUGCAGAGUGAGCAUUCAGCGAGCACCUGCAGAAUAAAUGAAUGACCUGUUUUUACCCCGCACAUCCCAAGUCAGCACUGCUGUGGACCAUACAUCAAAACCUCAUUGCAUUCCUCGCCGCUUCUAACAUUAUCUAGAAUUCUGACACCAUUAUAGGAGUAUGGAUUGGAAUCAGAAAUUACUUUUUUUUUUUUUAUAGCAUUUUAGAGCUAGAAGUGGAUUAGGUAUUAUCUAUUACGAUGUGCUUGUUUCACUGAUGAGGUACUGAAGCCCAGAGACCAUUCCGAGACCUCCCCUCCCAGGGUGGAAGACCACCCAGCCUUGGCAGCCGGUGAGUCUGGCCUGGCCUGCUUUGCUUUGGCUGGUUGACUUCCCUGCCCUGGGCCGCGGUCUGUCUCUGAGGCUAAGGGAGAGAUUAAACUCUGGUUCUGGAAGGGUGAUGAGCUCAUCAGAACCCGCCUCUCAGGAGGGACAACUCAAUACCUCUUGGGUGGAUGAGCACACAAAGCUCUGGAUAACCAACCAAUGGGACUAUCAUAUGAAAUGAAUGGAUUGUGGCUUUGCCUCCUGAUUGGCUGAAGGGGCCCUGAUGUCACAAUAUGCGGGCUUCUCCACUUCAAAUGAUUGUGUGUCUUGUCUCUAGCGUUCCCCCAUCCCUACCCACCGCCCCAAAACUCCACUGGCCUGGCAGGUCUCUUAGCUCCCUCUCCUUGUCCCAAACGGGAAGACUAUGGAACCCCUCUACCAGGCGGGGUCCAUUCUCAUGAAGGUGAAUACCUUACAAGGGAAGAAGAUGGUGGAGAGCGGCCUCCAGUCUGGGGACUUCUCCCUCCCCCCGUCGUGGCCCUCGGGCCUCCCGCCGCCAGCGGACUUGGAGGUCCUGCAGCAGAAGGUGGCCGCGGUGCAGCGGGAGCUGGAGGACUUUAAGAAUGAGGCCUUGAAGGCCAUCCACUACCUGGAAGACGCCUUCCGCGAGAUGCAUGGGGCCCUGGCGCAGCAGGAGGAGCAGGCGGCCCGCGUGAAGCAGCGGCUGCGGGAGGAGGAGGACCGGGGCGUCGUGCGGAACAAGGUCCUCACCUUCCUGCUGCCCCGGGAGAAGCAGCUGCGGGAGCACUGCCAGCGGCUGGAGGGCAUGCUGCUGGGCAGGAGUCGAGAGGCGCUGGGCCUCCCCAAGAAGGUCCAGACCAACUGAGGCCUCCCCACGCAGGAGCUGCGCUUCUAGCGAGGAGCGAGUAGAAGGUUUUUUAAAUGGAAGGACAGACCCUACGGCCUUGUCCAUUGGCUCCCCUUCCUCCGUUUUUGUUGCUUUCCUCCUCCUACCUAAAUAAUACCUUGCCGAGAGGCCAAAAGACCCCAGUAUGUUCUUUCGGUGGAGCUCCAUUGAUCCAGCAUCGUCAGAGAAGGAAGUGUCCUUUAGACACCUCCAGUUCCCACCUUCUAUUUUCCUGUUUGCAAUGGUAAUAUUGCUCUAGUGUAUGGCAUGUUUGUUUUUAAUCUUCUUAAACUGA